Messenger RNA from Carlito syrichta (Philippine tarsier), 468 nucleotides. Its product is annotated as zinc finger protein 658-like. Lineage: Eukaryota; Metazoa; Chordata; Mammalia; Primates; Tarsiidae. The transcript has a single exon. The annotation marks the transcript as partial. Gene Ontology annotation, biological process: regulation of transcription by RNA polymerase II. The record is from RefSeq and is a predicted model, not a curated record. Gene Ontology annotation, molecular function: DNA-binding transcription factor activity, RNA polymerase II-specific; RNA polymerase II cis-regulatory region sequence-specific DNA binding.
AUGAGAACUGACACAAGGGAAAAAUAUUCUGAUCUUAAUGAAUGUGGGAAAUGCUGUGACAAAGCCACCAUUGUGGAGUACAAUAAAGUUCACAUGGCUAUGACACACCAUAAAUUUAAUGAAAGUGAGAUUAAUUUCAGUGAAAAGUCAUCCCUCAUUCAGUCUCAGAGAACUGUUACAGAACAGAGUGCAUUGGAAAGCAGUAAAUGUGAAGACAACUUUAGCCAGAGCUCAGCUCAUAUGGUACCUCAGAAAACACAAACUGGAAGAGAGAAAUUCUGUGAAUAUAAUGGAUGCACAAAUAUCUUCUACCAGAAAUUAGACCUUACAAUACAUCAGAGAACUCAUACAGAAGAGCAGUUCUGCUGUUCUGGUGAAUAUGGGAGAUGCAGGAAAUCCUUUCACCAGAAAGGACACCUCAUUUGGUAUCAGAGGACCCACUCAGGGGAGAAACUUCAAUAUGAAGAA